CACCCAGCACAGCAAGAACCACACCACGCCACACACCAUUCCUCAUUUUUCAUCUUCACAUCAAAAUUUCAUCUCAGAUAAAACCAAAAACUCUCUCUCUUCUGUUUCUUCUUCUGAAUUUUCAUGGCUCAUCAUUCACUAUUCUACCUAUUUCUCUCAUCCUCCUUCUCUCCCAAUUCCGUUCCCUUCAAUUCCCUCCUCCUCACACCUUUCCAUCGCAUUUCCAUUCCAUCUCGUAACACUUUCUAACGCUCUGUACUCAACACAACACCGUUGGAACCGUUGCCGUUAUGGGAAAGCGUAAUUCUCAACGUAAAAAUGCUGCAAUGUUGGAUAGCGACGAUGACAGUAGUAGUGUGAGUUCGUCGUCAACUUCGAGAACUGAUCACUUCUCCGUCUCAGGGAACGAAGAAGUGCACUUCGAUCAAGACGCUCUUCUCGAUCAAGCUCUCGAUGCCUUGGACGAGAAAAGGAGUUCCACGAGGGAGAGAGCAUUGUCGGUGAUCGUUGGGGCAUUCAGUAGCAACGUGCAGCAUCAGUUUGUGGAUAAGAAAUUUGCUACUUUAUUGCAUCUAUGUCUUGCUUCAAUAAAAAAGGGAUCCAAAAAGGCAUCUGCAAAGGAAAUAGCUUUGGCAUCACAUGUCAUUGGUUUGCUGUCUCUGACUGUUGGAUGUGGUGAUAAUCGUGCAAGGGAAAUUUUUGAGGAAACAGCUCGUCCUCUUGAUGAAUUUCUCACAUCUAAAUCAGAUUUGACAAGAAUUCCUUCAUUGCUGGCAUGCUUGGCUAUAAUCACUUUUGUUGGUGGGAAUGAUCAAGAGGAAACAGAGAAAUCAAUGGACAUACUGUGGCGAGUGAUUCAUCCCAGAUUAGGUUCCAAUGUAGUUGCAGUCAAACCUUCUGCUCCAUUAAUAACUGCCGUCAUAUCUGCUUGGUCCUUUCUCCUAUCUACAAUGAGCGAGUUCAAGCUAAAUUCUAAAAUUUGGCAAAAUUCAAUAUCUUAUUUAUCAAGUCUUCUAGACAAGGAAGACCGGCCUAUGCGUAUUGCUGCUGGUGAAGCACUGGCUGUAAUUUUUGAGAAUGGAAUUAUAGAGAAAUUUUCUGCUGAUUCUAAGGGUGCAAGUGAAAUGAUUCAAGAAGAGAUUAACCUGCAGGAAAGUUACAUCCAUUUACAAGGAUUGAAAGGGAAGGUUGUCAAUCAAGUCAAAAACCUUUCUGUUGAGGCUGGUGGAAAAGGUUCUGCUAAGAAAGAUCUUAAUAAUCAGAGGAACUUGUUCCGAGAUAUUGUGGAAUUUUUUGAGUAUGGUUACUCUCCUGAAGUUUCUAUGAAAAUUGGUGGUGAUUCACUGCAGACAUCUUCAUGGUCCCAAAUGAUACAGUUGAACUUUCUCAAGCACUUUUUAGGGGGAGGAUUCAUCAAGCAUAUGCAGGAAAAUGACUUCCUUCAAGAUGUAUUUAAUUUCACACCAAAGAGAAGAUAUCUUAAUGACAAUGAACAUCGGAUGUCUAGCGGUGAAAAGAGAAUGUUUAAGUCUCCAAAUUCAGUUCAGAACAAGGCUAGGACACAAUUAAUUAAUAAGCAACGGUUGUUAUCUGAGGGCCGAAAUUUGGGUCACUACACAGCCAGUAUGGUUGACGACGAGGCGUUUUGAGCGGGACAUGUAAUUAUUAUUAUCAGGAAUUGUGUUCAUUUCAUGAUUCGAUCAUUAAUUUUAUACUUUAUUUUUUCUUCUCUCCAACGCUUUCGACUUAAUGGCUAGGAAAAUUAUUUCUGCAAACUAUGCCAGCUUGACAUGACAUAUAUAUAUAUAUAUGCCAAAAAAUAUCUUAUGCAUGUUCGUAAUUAAAAACUCAAAUGACUAUUCGCUGGAUUGAGAACUA
Molecule: messenger RNA, 1878 nt
Organism: Vigna unguiculata (cowpea)
Lineage: Eukaryota; Viridiplantae; Streptophyta; Magnoliopsida; Fabales; Fabaceae
Source: RefSeq, a predicted model, not a curated record